UAGACCCCAGCCAGCCAGUUUGCCAGACGCAAGGCCGAAGCCAAAGUCAGCCAGCCGCACAGACAAACAGACGCAGCCAUGCCUCGCUCCUACCUCAGGCCUCGCGCCCGCCCCUACGCCUUCAACACCGAUUACUACCUGAACCUUUCGAAAUCCUCCGGAACCGCGAUCGAGUCGGAGAAAGUCGAAGUCACCAGCCAGUCCGACGCUCAGUCGCUCGUCGAGCGCAUCAAGCACUCGCCUCCCCGAGAAGUCCUGUACAUGGACCGCGCCUUCAGUGAGCCUCGGUUCGUGGGCCGCGCCCGUUCGAGCAGCUAUGAGUUCGAGCCCUUCGUGAGGCCGAGCUCCCUGGAGGAGGGCGACGUCAGGAUCGUGACGCCCUUGCACCUCAAGCACCCCUACCGCCUGCCUGUAGAGGACGAGCGGCGGAGAUGCUGGCUAGUAGACCCCGUCUGGUUCCCGAACCCCUGGGCGUGGGACAGCAUCUGGGUCCCCCCGCACGAGAACCGCUCCCAGCCGCACUUCGGCUACGAGGCGUACCGUCAGCUCAUUUUGAAGUACCUCGAGCUCAGGAAUCGCAAAUACACCGUGGUCCUCCGGCUCUGUCCGCUCCACAAGCACCUCGUAGAUGACGGCAACGGUGUCCUUGUUUAACGACUGCGUGAUCUUGCCAACAGGUGAAAGAAGAGCCCCGAGUGACGCUGUCGAAGCUCCACCCGUACCGCCUGCCCGUCGAGGACGUCCGCGUGCCCCCGCACGAGAGCUCCGAGUGGCCUGCCUCCGUGCCGCACUUCAACCUCGUCUCCUCCUACGACCUCAUGGUCCAAUUCCUCGGCAUUGGCUGCAAAGGCUGCUAACGAGGGGCGAUGGCGCCAGCUUGUGAAUGUGGGGCUUGGUGGGGUCAAAUUUGGUAAUGAGGGGCAUGGUGGUAUUCAUUUUGUAAACGGGACAUGAUAGUGUUCAAAUUGUUCACGAGGGGCAUGAUGUGCCAAAUUUGUUAAUGAGGGGCAUGGUGGUAUUCAUUUUGUAAACGGGGCAUGAUAGUGUUCAAAUUGUUUACGAGGGGCAUGAUGGUGCCAAAUUUGUUAAUGAGGGGCACGGUGGCGUGCCACCUUUUUUAAGGAUGUCAAAAUUGUUAAUCUAGGGCCUGUUUAUUCUUCAUCUUCCUCUCAUUCUCUCUCGAUAGCAAUCACUCUGCCUUGCAUUGUCUGUCUCUCUCUUUCUCGUCAACUAUGGGCCUGUGUGUAGAUUUUUUCACUCUUUCUUCUCUUUCUCUCUUAUUCUUCCUUCUCUACCACCAGAAUUUAUGACAAUGUUUCACAAGACAAGGACGGGACAAAGGUCUUCUCUGCUGUUCUUGUGAUUAUGUAAGGGGAAUUUUGACGGAGAAAUGUGCGAACGUUCCAGUCAUGCAUAAUCAUGAGUACAGGAAUAUUACCCUGCAUUUUAUUCAAGAUCAGUCAUCCUAUAUGUAAGAAAUUUAUCUGUGAUCAAAGAAUGUAAAGCACAAAACGCACACAAAAAAAACGAUACAUAUAUCAACGAAAGCUAUGUCUUUUUGUUUUAUUUUUUUGCAUCAUUCUUUUGUUCAUAAUUGCCUACCUUCGCCUAUCCAUAGUUAUCAUGAAAUGUCACAUUCAGUUUACACUGAUGGUCCCUUGUCUAUCAUAUAUAAAAUCUUUGGAAUGUAGAUUCCAGUUUGAUCUUUUCGCUUUGUCCGAUCAUAUAGUCAUUUUUUCUCAAUAGCAUUACUAAUUUUUCUAUGUGAUAUUAUUAUGACCUUUAUCAUCCAUACCAUUUUAUAUGCUUCGGUUCUGUGAGCUGGUUCCAUGGUUGGUUCCAUACCUGGUUCCUUAGCUGGUUCAUGGACAUUUGGUGUACGUGUGAACAGAGCUUAUCGCACUAAUACACAUGUACAUGCUGAUCUGAAUAAUAUAAUGAUGUUGUAUA
Molecule: messenger RNA, 1950 nt
Organism: Penaeus indicus
Lineage: Eukaryota; Metazoa; Arthropoda; Malacostraca; Decapoda; Penaeidae
Exons: 3
Coding region: 79-654 (191 amino acids)
Source: RefSeq, a predicted model, not a curated record